This is a messenger RNA of Zea mays, 1638 nucleotides long. RefSeq lists its product as uncharacterized. The record is from RefSeq and is marked predicted. Gene Ontology annotation, biological process: male meiosis II. The coding region runs from base 117 to 1415 and encodes 432 amino acids. NCBI's taxonomy places the organism in Eukaryota, Viridiplantae, Streptophyta, Magnoliopsida, Poales, Poaceae. The transcript is spliced from 7 exons.
CACCUGCUUCCUCCUCCUCUCCCCUGCUGCCACGAGGCGCGGCUCAGCUCCUCCUCGAAGCGGGCGGGGAAUCCAGGCCGCGCGGCGGCGGGGCGGAGGAGGAGGAGGAGCGGGGGAUGAUGGGGUGCCUCUUCGGCUGCUUCCGCGCGUCCGGCGACGGCGGCGAUGCGAAGGGCGCCGGAGACCGCAACACGUCCCUGGCCCCCGCGACGACGACGACGAUCCAACAGGAUGGUACGGGCAGGAGGAUCAGGCCACCGUCGAGGAACGCGCUCUCCGCCGUGUUCCAGCGAGAAGAUGAGGGAUCGAGGGCGGCGCAGGCGGCGAGCUCGUGGGCGGAACAGACUGGUGAGAGCAAGAGGAUGGAUCAGGAGCUUGAGCCCCAGACCAUUAUCCAAAAAAACUGUGGUGCAUUGCUGCAAACUACAAACAACAUCCAAAGUGUGCUCAGAGAUGCAGAUUCAGUUCAUCAGAAGGAAACACAUUCAGGAUGUCUUCCUGUUAUGUCUGAUGAUGUACAUUUCAUGGAAGCGCCAAAGGUUGAGAACUGUGAAACUCCUCCAAGGUCUCAUCAGAGCUCCACUGUACCAGAUGCAACGAGUUCUUCAAAAACAAAUGAUGAGUUGCGUACUUCCGCUACUUCCUUAAAAAAUAACGUGGAAGAGUCAACAAAUGAGAACGAUACUGAGGCCUGUGUGCAGGGUGAAGAACAACAACAAGCUCUGGAUCUUGCUGAGGAUUUUGAAGAAUGUGGGGUUUCAAAAGAAGAUUUCUUCCCCCCUGAAAAAUUAGAGGAUCCAAAGUGUGCAAAGAAUGACCAUGUGGUCUCCAUGGAAAUUUCAAUAUCCGAUGAAUGUUCCCUUUUCCAGAGCUCUGAGGGUUCUGUAUCACCUUCUAACAAGAUAAGAGGGAGCAUGAAUACAACAUCUACGGAGAAGUCACCGAAAACUGAGGCAACUAUUCAUGCCACCAGAAAGAAGUUACUGAAGAGCAAUACUUCAGAACUGGAGCUCCCAAGCUUAGCUCAAUGGUUGAAGCCUCCAAAUCCUAAGAAAGCAUUCAGAGAUGAGGCUGUGACAGGAGACAGAUCUCAUUCAGCUAAGAGUUCAGAUGAGGAUAGGCCUAUUAUUGGAAUGGUUGCAGCACACUGGAAAGAUAAAGAGCCAGCAAAUUUCACCUCUAAAUGGUGGGAUGGAAAUGGCAUUCCCAAUUCAACAAAUAAGUACAAAGAAGACCAAAAGGUGAGCUGGCAUGCAACACCAUUUGAGGAGAGGCUUGAGAAGGCUUUAUCUGAAGAGAAGUCGCUCUCUGAAAGGAACUGCUCGAGUGGAAAAACAUCUCAGUUUUUAGGAGUGGAAGGCGAGGAGAGUGAUACUGCUGGAUCUAACCGUCUAUAUGCUACUGCUUAUGCAUGACAAUUCUGCUAGCCACGAGGCACAGAAGCUUUCAGUACAAUGGUUUUCUGCUAUCACCCUCCUGAUUGAUUGCAUUUGCACAGCCCUGUUUUCCUCUGUCCUAGAGUAGGUAGCAUCCGGAUGUGAUGUUUCAGUUUGUGCUUACCUCAACUGUUUAAGAUAUAAUUAACUCUAAUACUGUUGCUGCCUCAGUUGACAAGUAUAAAAUAUUGUUGGUACCUUC